AUGUCUCUGCUGGCGACUGUCAGUCGCUCCUGGGUGGGUGUCGUGUCUGCAGAGCUCAGCCGCCCGUCAGGUACGCCAAGGCAGUCACGAAGACACACGAGCAGCACGAGAUUUCUCCCUUGGUGCUGUGUGCGCUUCUGCGUUUCAGGUUUGUUAUUAGUCUGGUGGGUCUGAGAUGGCCGACACGGCCGUCGAGGACGGCACAGAGGCCGACAAGGCCGGGCCACGACGGCGCCGAGUGCUGUGACGGGUGGCUCGACGGGGGAGGCCAAGCAGCCGUCCGCCGAGGCGAGCAGCAGUGGCGCUGGCGCAUCAGAGAGCGCGUGUGCACCCGGCAGCAAGAGAAAGGCAUUUUGGGCUGCUGAGAACUACUGAGAACCUGAGAACAGAUGGAGGUGAGGGAGGAGGCUGGGCCCCUUUGCGCGGGGAUGUGCAUGGCGCAUGCAUGUGGUUCUCAAUUGUCUUGCUCUCUCCGUGUGUGCAGGUGGAAGAGGCGUUCUCAUGGUGAGCAAGGGGUGGACCCACACUGGCAAACACACACGAUAAGGUGAGUGGCCGCAUCCAAGAUGAGAGACACACGACAGAUUCUCUUCCUCUGCCGUGCACGUACGCAUGUGUGUUGUGCAGGUGUUGUUGGUUGGAUGAUGAGAAUGCAUGCAAAGAAGACGUCCUCGUCUGCGGCAAGGCAUCCGUCCCUCAUGUGCGUACGAACUUUUCGUGA
This is a messenger RNA of Vitrella brassicaformis, 721 nucleotides long. NCBI's taxonomy places the organism in Eukaryota, Vitrellaceae. The record is from the annotation of a GenBank genome assembly.